AUGGCGGGGCGCAGCGACAUGGAUCCGCCCACCGCGUUCUCGGGCUUCCCGGCCCUGCCAGCGGUCGCGCCGUCGGGGCUGCCGCCGUCGCCCCUCGCAGGAGCCGAGCCAGGGCGGGAGCCCGAGGAGGCGGCGGCGGCUGGCCGCGGGGAGGCGGCCCCCACGCCCGCGCCCGGCCCGGGGCGGCGGCGGCGGCGGCCCCUGCAGCGCGGGAAGCCGCCCUACUCGUACAUCGCUCUCAUCGCCAUGGCCCUGGCGCACGCCCCGGGCCGCCGCCUCACGCUGGCCGCCAUCUACCGCUUCAUCACCGAGCGCUUUGCCUUCUACCGUGACAGCCCGCGCAAGUGGCAGAACAGCAUCCGCCACAACCUCACGCUCAACGACUGCUUCGUCAAGGUGCCCCGCGAGCCGGGCAAUCCGGGCAAGGGCAACUACUGGACGCUGGACCCCGCGGCCGCCGACAUGUUCGACAACGGCAGUUUCCUGCGGCGCCGCAAGCGCUUCAAGCGAGCGGAGCUGCCAGCUCACGCGGCCGCGCCGCCGGGGCCGCCGCUCCCCUUCCCCUACGCGCCCUACGCGCCCGCGCCCGGCCCAGCGCUGCUGGCGCCCCCGCCCCCUGCCGGCCCGGGCCCUGCGCCGCCCGCGCGCCUGUUCAGCGUCGACAGCCUGGUGAGCCUGCAGCCGGAGCUGGCGGGGCUGGGCGCCCCGGAGCCGCCCUGCUGCGCCGCGCCCGACGCCGCCGCCGCCUUCCCGCCCUGCGCGACCGCCGCCUCCCCGCCACUCUACUCGCAGGCCCCAGACCGCCUGGUGCUGCCCGCGACGCGCCCCGGCCCUGGCCCGCUGCCCGCUGAGCCCCUCCUGGCCUUGGCCGGGCCGGCAGCCGCGCUGGGCCCGCUCACCCCGGGAGAGGCCUACCUGAGGCAGCCGGGCUUCGCGCAGGGGCUGGAGCGCUACCUGUGAGCCUGCGCCGCACGGGAAGGCACCUGUGCGACCUGUCCCGCCCCAGGCCUGCGGCGCCGCACGCGAGCGCCCCACCUCUGCCCCCACCCUGGCUUGGGGCACACUCAGCGCCUCUCGUCUUGGCCUCCUGGACUCAGACUCCUGCUACACCCUUCUCCGUCCCCCAUCCCUGGGGAGGCUCCCACCAUCUCGCCACCGGACAGAAGCGUCCCCUGUGACCUGCCAG
This is a messenger RNA of Rhinopithecus roxellana (golden snub-nosed monkey), 1186 nucleotides long. It is a transcript of the gene FOXE3, whose product is annotated as forkhead box E3. NCBI's taxonomy places the organism in Eukaryota, Metazoa, Chordata, Mammalia, Primates, Cercopithecidae. Bases 1 to 960 code for a protein of 319 amino acids. Gene Ontology annotation, molecular function: RNA polymerase II cis-regulatory region sequence-specific DNA binding; DNA-binding transcription factor activity, RNA polymerase II-specific. The transcript has a single exon. Gene Ontology annotation, biological process: cell differentiation; anatomical structure morphogenesis; regulation of transcription by RNA polymerase II. The record is from RefSeq and is a predicted model, not a curated record.